AACCCCCGCCGCCCGCUUGCGCUUUCCCUCCCCUGAUAUUUCCGGCCGCUCCCUCCCCUGUAGCGCGCGCACCGCCUCGCCCCGCGGCCUCGCUCGCAGCCGCCGGCCCCGCCGCCAGCUGGCCCGAAUCCGGCGCGGGCCCCGCCGCGAUCGCCUCUCGCCCGGCCAAAACCCCCCGCCGCUCCGGCCUGCGGACGCCACGCGGAGCCCCCCGCCGGCGCCCGAUGGCCGGCCACGGUAUGUCGGUUCCGCUCCCACCCGAAGCCUAUAAAUUCCUCGCCGCCCCGCCCCUCGCCGCCCAUUUCCUCCUCCUCCUCCUCCCCCACCUGCUCUCCCCCGUCCACCCUCCACGCCCGCGAGCCCGCCGCCCCCCGUCGCAUGCCGCCAUGGACCGCGCCGACGCUGGCGGCAGCAGUAGCAUUAGCGACCCCGACGCGCCCUACUCCGCGGCGGCCGCGCUGCUGCUGGAGCCCAAGCUCGAGGACGAGGAGCUGCCGCUGCGGCAGCUGGCGUCGCCGGGCCCCUUCGUGCCCCUGGACCAGCUGAUGCCGCCGGCGGCCGAACCGCCGCGCCCGCUCGAGGCGCUGCUGCAGGGCCCGCAGCUGCCGCCGUUCCUCUCCAAGACCUACGACCUGGUGAGCGAGCCGGCGCUGGACGUGAUCAUCUCCUGGGGCGCCGCGGGGAACAGCUUCGUCGUGUGGGACCCCUCCACCUUCGCGCGCGACGUGCUGCCGCACAACUUCAAGCACAACAACUUCUCCAGCUUCGUCAGGCAGCUCAACACCUAUGGUUUCCGCAAGGUUCAUGCUGACAGAUGGGAGUUUGCUCAUGAAGAUUUCCUGCGAGAUAGCAAGCAUCUGUUGAAGAGAAUUGUCAGGCGCAGGUCCUCCCCAACACAACAAAGCAGUAUUCAGCCUGGCUUAUCUUCUGGAGAAUCCAGCUUGGACCCUGAGCUCCACACACUGAGGAGAGAGAAGAACGCACUGCUUGAAGAGGUAGCCAGGCUUAAACAGGAGCAUCGUCAGACAAUUGAGCAAAUGAGCACACUGAAUCACAGGCUGGAGUCGGCGGAGGACAGGCAGAAGCAGAUGGUCUCUUUCCUGGCCAAGCUCCUUCAGAAUCCAAGCUUCGUGAGGCAACUGAAGCUGCAUAGGGAGCAGAAGGAGAUUGACUCCAUCAGGGUGAAAAGGAAGUUUCUGAAGCAUGUACCACAUAGCAGUAUAGAGUCAGGUGAGUCCAGCUCACAGCACGGCGGAGAUAGUGGUUCACAAUUUCCUGCGAGUUCUCCCAUGGAUACAAGUGCUCACGAUGACAUUGCAGAACUUCAGAAUUUUCUCUUGGAAGACGAUGACCUCAACUUUGGUAUGGAUCCAGACAACAUUGGUCUUGACAGAGUCGAGCAACCGGAUGACAUCGGGGUACUGGUUCAGAGCUUUGAUACACAAGAAGAACUUGAGCUCGGCAGUGGAGCUCAACUACUGGAGAUGCCUCCUGCUUCUGGUCCUCUUGGUCAGGAUCCCACCAUCGGCAGGUCCAAGGGUAAGAGUGUGCUGUGUCCAGGAUUGGACGCUACCUCUUCUGAAGCCAGCUAUCUCGGAUCAAUAUCGGACACUAUGGGGGCGCUUUCAGGUACCAUGCUAGGGACAGCAAGCACAAUGAUGGACGCUGACGAGGAGCAAAUGUGGGGCGUGGAUGCUUCAGCGCCUCUGCAAAGCACUUGCAGCGGCUCUAGUCAGCAAACCUUCAGUAGUCUUGCCAGUGAUCCCUAUCUGAUGGACAUUGCCAACAAGCCUGACAAAUUCUGGGACCUUGAUUUUCAGACACUCGAACAAGGUGAUCUGCAGCUGGACAAGUGUGCUAUUGAUGACCCUACUCUUCAGCAGCAGCAACAACGAAACAUGAAGGAUCCCUAGAUCUAUUUCCAUGUGAUACUUUAUCGACCUAAGUAGUAAAAUCAGCUAUGGACUUGCUGUAGUUAUUUUGAUAUUUAGGAGGCUACUGAACUCCUAGAUAUGCCUACUGUGGCACUUGGACUUGGUAGUAGUAAUCUUGUGUUUUUGUUUCCCAUUCUUUCACCUAGUGUUUUUGAAUUGGAAACUCCUAGCCUACGAUUUGUUCGGAGCAGGUGAUGACUGCUUGGCCGAUUCUUUUUGUUCCCAAUUAUUAUUGGAUUUUUCUUCCUUGCUGAUGUCUUGAUGAGCCAUGGGAUCUGAACCCUUUUUUCCAUCUGAGACUCAAGCAAAUUGUAAGGGUA
Messenger RNA from Panicum virgatum (switchgrass), 2254 nucleotides. Its product is annotated as heat stress transcription factor A-3-like. Gene Ontology annotation, biological process: regulation of transcription by RNA polymerase II. The record is from RefSeq and is a predicted model, not a curated record. Bases 225 to 1913 code for a protein of 562 amino acids. Gene Ontology annotation, cellular component: nucleus. The transcript is spliced from 2 exons. Lineage: Eukaryota; Viridiplantae; Streptophyta; Magnoliopsida; Poales; Poaceae. Gene Ontology annotation, molecular function: RNA polymerase II cis-regulatory region sequence-specific DNA binding; DNA-binding transcription factor activity.